Molecule: messenger RNA, 1944 nt
Organism: Gaeumannomyces tritici R3-111a-1
Lineage: Eukaryota; Fungi; Ascomycota; Sordariomycetes; Magnaporthales; Magnaporthaceae
Exons: 2
Coding region: 1-1944 (647 amino acids)
Biological process (GO): RNA polymerase III preinitiation complex assembly
Cellular component (GO): transcription factor TFIIIB complex
Molecular function (GO): TFIIIC-class transcription factor complex binding
Source: RefSeq, a predicted model, not a curated record
AUGCUCCAUCGCAGCCUGUCGAAGCUCGAACCGCCGCCCCAAGCGCCACGGCCGUCUCGGCUGCUCCGGCUUGUCCAGGCACCGCAAGUAGAUAAAGAUGCUGGAAGUACAACAACGGCUCCACAGCCCACCACAGCCCCCAGCACGGCUAUCGCCCCUGCAAACAUCUCGACCCCAAAGGCUCCGGAAUCGCACGCGCCCGUGCGACCUGGCCAGCCUUCCGCCAUUGCGACAAGCGCUGGUGAGGAUGUACGAAUCCCGGAAAGAACAGAACAGGCUCAUCCCCCCGCUCCACCAACGCCAGCGCCCACAGCAGCACCCUCGGCAUCUGGCCAUGUACAAACCGAUCCCGAAACAACGAGCACAGUAGCCUCUAGUGAGCUAGCAAGCGCCCAAAAAAGGCCUAGACAGACCAGGAAACGUAAGACACCAGCCAGCGCCGAAGUUGCUGGCUCGUCUGCAACUACAGAGGAGACUCCUGCAGCGACACCGGCGAGAAAGCGUCGCAUGACGAAGGCGCAAGCCGCCGCCGCCCAAGCCGCCGAGGGGGCAGAAGCGACGGCGGCCGAGGGUGAACAGGGGGCGCAAUCAGCACCCCAACUUAGGAAACGCCCCGCAGCACGGAGGGGAGCCCGCGCGGCUGUCGCGGCGGACGAGGGGGCGGAUGCAAGCGCGGACGCUGUUGCUGGGGGAGAGCCUGCCCAACCGACCCGGCGGGCCAGAGCAAGGAAGAAUGCUAGGAACGCGACAGCGGCUGAGAGCAGUUCUGGUGCCGCCCAAGACGCAAACGGCGAGAACAUCCCAGCCAAACCCACCAGGAGGCGCAAAAAAACAACGGCAGCAGCAGCAGGUGCUGAGGCCGAAGGGGAUACAGGUGAAGCGGAUGAGACGGCGGGCGCGAGGGAAAAGCGUGCCCCAAAACCACCACGCCGGGAGCGCUCAGAAACGCCUGAGAACGCGGAGGAGCAGGUCAUCGACCCGAAUAGUCUCACUAUGGCGGAGCUAACAAAGGAUCUGCGCAUUGGGAAGAAGUUCAGCAGGCAUGACGAGCUGCGCGACAGGAUGAAGGAGCUCAGCGCGAAGCAGCGCGAGGAGCGGAGACUACGGAAGGUCGGCGGUGGCGAAGCGACGGGAUCAGGCGACGACGAUGUUAUCCCCGGAGCUGAAGGUUCGGAGACACAGGCCUCCAGCGGAGCUCCGGCGACGCGGGCGCCGGCGGUACUUGGACCGCAGUUUGAAAUCAUCAACGGCGAGAUUGUCAUCAAUCAAGCAUCUCUGGUGCACGACAGGCACGCCGAGGCGAUGGCGGACCAGGUGGACAUGGAGGAGGUUGAAGAGAACGACUUCACCCGCAUGACCAACUCAUCCACGUACCGGAGGCCCAAUAAGCUCAAGGGCCCCAACUCGUGGAACAAGGCGGAGACGGCGCAGUUCUACGACUAUCUGCGCAUGUUCGGAACCGACUUCCAAACAAUCGCCAACAUGUUCCCCGGAAGGACGCGGCGCCACGUCAAGAUGAAGUUCAACCGCGAGGAGAGACACAACCCGCGGGGCGUUAACGCCGCCAUCGUGGGCCAGAAGGAAGUCAUGAUCGACCUCGACGAGUACCAGACCCGCACCGGCCGCGAACUUGAGGCCACGGCCGCCAUCGAGGAGGAGCACCAGCGCAGGCAGGAGGCCCACGAGGCGGAGCAGCGCCGGAUCCAGGAGGAGGCCGACGCGCUGCAGGCCGAGAAGCGCAAGAAGCUCCUCGGCACCGGGCCCGGCGACGAUGCCGCCAGCGGGGACAAGGGAGGCGCCAGUGGGACUUCCAAAGCUUCGGGUGCGGCUGCGGCUGCGGUUGUGGAGCCGGAAGAGGACGUCGAAAUUAUCGAUGAGGACGAGGAGGCAGCUCGCCCCCCACCUCCGCGACGGAAGCGGCGUGGGGGUGGUAUAGGCGGCUGA